Parnassius apollo (apollo) is the source of this 216-nucleotide messenger RNA. The record is from the annotation of a GenBank genome assembly. Lineage: Eukaryota; Metazoa; Arthropoda; Insecta; Lepidoptera; Papilionidae.
AUGCAACUAUCGUGCAAUUACUGCACUGCAUUGCGCAAACAUCACUUACAAGCAACGGCCGCGAUACACCAAGCGGCCAUCUACUACAGUCGCCGCGCAGCUACCAUGCAGCCAUCGCGAAGCCACCGCGCAGUCGCCGCAAAGCCGCUCUGCAGUCGCCGCCCAGUUGCUGCGCUGCCUGUUCGGCUUUACGCCGCAUCGGCGACGGUCGUCUAA